AUGUCGGAAGGCAUAGUAAACGCCAGCAACAGCAGGCUGCUAUUUCUCCCCGAUGAGCUUCUCCAAAUCAUUCUCUCCCUCGUAGACCACCCAACCGAUCGCCGCAACGUCGCUCUCUCCUGCUCCCGCCUCCGCCGCCUCUCUCGGCGCACGCCACAUGCGCUCCGACUUGAGUUCUACUCCAGGUCAAAGGCUUCGAAUCCGCGAGAAUGGCUGAAAACGUUCGACGAUUAUUCGAGGGUAUUUACCCACGUGAAGGAUCUGACCGUGGAGAUUACCCGUGGUCUCGGGAAUCAGCUGAUGGCGGGGAUCGCAGCGGGCUGCCCGAAAUUGAAAAAACUGAAGCUGGUGGUGGCGGCUUGGGAUAGUUUCAACGUCAACGGUCGAGCGUGGCGGAAUCUCGCGAAGCAAUGCCCGCUCUUGGCUUCACUGAAGCUGAGUUCGCGUAUCUCCUACACACGGCAGCCGUCACUUCCGCCCGUGCACCUAUUCCCCUCACUGCACUCCCUCUCUCUCCUCUACGUUCCCUCAGACUACCUCUCCAUCCCCCACUGCUCCUCCCUCACCUCUCUCACCCUCGGGGCCCCCGAAUCUUCCACUCUUUCCUCCCUCGCCUUCUCCUCCUCCUCCCUUGUCUCCUCCUCGUCCUCCUCCCUGGAGUCCUCCCCCCCAUCCUCUCUCCGCUCGUCUCUCACGUCCCUCACGAUCCACUGUGCCGAACUUCAGGGCGCCCUCGCAUCCCUUGCCUUCUUCCCUUCCCUCGCCUCCCUCUCCCUCCACUCCUGCACCAUCGACCCGUACGAGCUCUCCUCCCUCUCACGCUCCCUCCACUCCCUCACCCACCUCACAAUUCAUUCCUGCCCACUCGUCUCUUCCCACUCCCUCAUCCCCAUCCUACAAGCCAACCCCGCUCUCACCUCCCUUUCCCUCCACGGAACAACCUAUCGUCUGUUCGGACCACAGGGCUUCCGCGCCCUGCUCUCGCACUGUUCCUCCCAGCUCCACUCCCUCAGCCUCGCAGGUUUCCCCUGCUUCAGCCCGGGCGUGUUUGCAGCCUGCACUGCCCUGCGGUCGCUCAGUGUGGAAGGGAUGUCUGAAGUCUCAGACUCCGUUUCUCCGUGCCGGGUAUCAUUGGACGGCAUUGCGGGAAUGCUUGUGCGGGUGGUACAAACAGGAGGAGGGACAGGGGGGGAAGCAGGGGGGGAGGCAGGAGAGGAAGCAGGAGGGGAGGCAGGAGGAGACGGAGGAUUGGAAGGAGGAGCGGAUGUGUGGGAGAGAGGACGAGCUAGUGUUCCUGCAGCAGCUGCAGAGGCGCCGGUACUACCGAGGGUAAGCAACCAGCACUGGGGAAAGUACGUGGAUAUUCGCACAGAGGCAGAGGCAGCACAGGCGGACAAACUUCUAGCAGUGCGUGAGGUUUUCGAUUUCGUCGAGACUGCUACCCAAACCAGUAGAGCCGCUUGUCCGAGCUUUGGGAAGAUCAGGUUCGGGAUCUCGGUGUGCCGGUCCGGCUCUGACAUGAUCCGCGAGUACAAUGCGGCUAUGGAUUGGGAGGAAAAGCUGAUGAAGUCAGCUGCUGCUGUUGCCUGCCGGGCGGCAGGGUACUUUUCCACGGAGGUGAAUGGUGGAGAAGAAGAGGUCAGGGAUGGGGAGGAGGAAGGAGGAUAUGAAAUACUGGACAGCACACCGGCUGAUGAAGCUUUGCCUGAGAGGGUGCUGGGUGGGGAGCGGUCUGGUGCGGUGGAGACACAUAUGGAGGCUAUGCGGAGGCUGGAGGCGCUGGUAGAUAUGCUGCAGGAGGCAGCGCGUGGCAUGUGUGAUAGCUCCCGGACCAUGCGCAAACCCCCUGUUCUUACAGCUGCUUCUCUGCGGUCAGGGGCUGUUGCGGCGGCAGUAGCAGAUGGAAGAGCAACUUUGCAUGGGGUGGGAGGAGUGGCGGCAGAAGUAGCAGAUGGAAGAGUACCAGUGAACAGAGUGGGAGGAGGGGCGCCACAAGGAUUGCAGCAGGCAGAAAGCGCACUAGAAGACGGAGGGCUGUUGGGGCCGGCAGCAGGGGAGGUGGCAACAGGAAAAGCGGCAGCAGGAAAAGCGGCAGCAGAGUUCUCACGCAUUCGGCCAGUGUCCUUCCAAUCCAUUGCUCGAGCGGCUGUUUUUGGGAAGCUCAAGCGGCUCGCGCUGUUGUUCUGCUCAGGGUUAGAGGAGGAGGAGUGGCUCGAAUUGCUUGCCGCAUGUGUUAAGCUGGAGGAGUUGAAGGUGCAACAUAGUGACAAGUUUUCAGAUGCAGUGGUGGUGGGAAGCAGACUUGGAGCGCUCGCUAGCUUGACGGUGAUCAGGUGUGAUAAAGUCACGGCAGCAGGCAUUGGAGAGGUGCUUAGAAGCUUUCCUAGAUUGCGUUUUUUGGAAGUGGAAGUGGGAAAGGUCUUGGAAAGGGCUCGGAGGGAGUUGCUUCGUGCUGGUGUGAUUGUGAGGGGGGUGUGA
Messenger RNA from Closterium sp. Yama58-4, 2478 nucleotides. The record is from the annotation of a GenBank genome assembly. Lineage: Eukaryota; Viridiplantae; Streptophyta; Zygnematophyceae; Desmidiales; Closteriaceae.